Trifolium pratense (red clover) is the source of this 4668-nucleotide messenger RNA. RefSeq lists its product as uncharacterized. Gene Ontology annotation, molecular function: DNA helicase activity. The transcript has 7 exons. Lineage: Eukaryota; Viridiplantae; Streptophyta; Magnoliopsida; Fabales; Fabaceae. Gene Ontology annotation, biological process: DNA repair; telomere maintenance. Bases 1 to 4668 code for a protein of 1555 amino acids. The record is from RefSeq and is a predicted model, not a curated record.
AUGAGUUCUACUUCUAUUAGUAAUAACACUCCACUUUGUGAUAUUACUUCAUCAGUGUUAAACACAGUGAAUCAAAGUCUCAAACAUGGUGAACAAUCGAUUAACCACUCCAUAAUUAAAAAUAGGCCCAAUCAAUCAAAGAAUAGAAUCAAUAUUGCAGCGUUACAGGUUAACUUGACAAGCAAGUUUCACGCCGUCACCACAGUUAACUCCAACAGUGCUAUUCCUGAUUCAGAUGUAAUGCCCAGUUCUGUUGAAACUAAUUCAGAGAAUAAAAGGAAAAAAAUAGCUACUCAAUCUCAUCAUGCUGACAUUUCACAGGACUCUAAUAUUAAUUCAAGUAGUGAAGAAGAUCCGUAUGAGACUAGCACGGAUAGUGACACAGAUCAAGAUGAUGUUGUUGACUUCAAUUCAUUAACUGUUGCUAAUUCACCACAAGGUUAUUCGGACAUUGGUGAUCCUCUAUUUGAAUGUCAAUCAUGUGGAGCUGAAAUGUGGUAUCAAGAGAGACGCGCAAAAUCUAGAGAUACCUUACAACCAUCUUUCCAAAUUUGUUGUGGUAAUGGAAAAGUUCAAUUACCAUUGCUAAAACAUCCACCUGAAUGCUUGCAAAAACUAUUGUUUGAUCAUAAGUCCACACAGAGUAAGAGCUUCCAACAAAAUAUUAGGAUGUACAAUUCGAUGUUUUCCUUCACGUCACCUGGAAUGAACUUUGAUACCAAAACUAACAAAAAGGGUAAAGGUCCACCAGUACUUAGGUUACAAGGACAACCAUGUCAUCGAAUCGGAAGCAUGUUGCCAAAAGAUGGUGACAUUCCAAAGUAUGCCCAGCUGUACAUUUAUGAUACCGACAAUGAAGUCGCCAAUCGAAUACAGAGUUGUGGUAACAACAAAUCCAUUGAUCCUGCUACUGUGACAAACUUGGCCUUAAUGCUUGAUCAACACAAUGUCCAUGCUAAAGUUUUCCGAAUGGCAAGAGAUAAACUGAAGAAAGGAAAUGUCAAUGAGUUUAAAUUGAGACUAAUUCAUGAUAGAAAGACAGAUGGAAGGAUAUACAAUCAUCCGACUGUUUCUGAAGUUGCGGCUCUCAUUGUUGGCGAUGUUGAUGCUGGAGAUACAAGAGAUAUAAUAAUUGAAGAGCGUAGUGGCAAACUUGAAAGAAUCAAUGAAUUCCAUUCUGCUUACCUUGCAUAUCAAUAUCCGUUAAUCUUUCCAUAUGGAGAGGAUGGAUAUAGACGUGGAACACUACAUAAAGAAAGGCCUGGUGUCGUCAUUACAAGGAGAAAUCGACUGACCAUAAUGGAUUGGCUAUCGUUUCGAAUACAAAUGAGAAAAUUAGAAGCUCAAACUCUAAUCUCCUCCAGAAGACUUUUCCAACAAUUUUUAGUUGAUGGUUUCACAAUGAUGGAGGGUGAAAGAUUGUCAUUCAUAAGAAACAAUCAGUCUACCCUUAGAGUAUCUAAAUAUCAAAAACUUCAUUCUGCCGAAGGUACUGAUGGAAAAACUGGUAAAAGAGUUGUGUUGCCUUCGACUUUCGUUGGAAGCAAAAGAUACAUGGAUCAGUUAUAUUUUGAUGGUAUGGCCAUAUCUGCAGCAGUUGGUUUUCCUGAUUUAUUCAUCACGUUUACCUGCAAUCCAAAUUGGCCAGAAAUUAUUAGAUUGCUCAAAAGCAAAAAUUUAAAACCUCAUGAUCGUCCAGACAUCAUAUCAAGAGUUUUUAAAAUCAAAUUUAAUGAGUUGCUGAAGGAUCUUACAAAAAAUCAUGUGUUAGGAAGAGUAAUUGCACAUUUAUACACUAUUGAAUUUCAAAAAAGAGGUUUGCCACAUGCUCACAUUCUACUAUUCCUUCAUCCAUCCAGCAAGUUUCCAACCCCUGAUGAUAUUAACACAAUAAUCUCAGCUGAAAUUCCAGAUCCAGAAACACAACAAGAAUUGCAUCAAUUAGUCAAAAAUCACAUGAUUCAUGGACCUUGUGGUACAUCACAUACCUCUGCUCCUUGCAUGCAACAAACUGGAAAGUGUUCAAAGUACUAUCCCAAAAAUUUUGAACCAAAAACUGUUGUUGAUCAAGAUGGAUAUCCAGUUUAUAGAAGAAGAACAGAUGGUCACACUAUAUCAAAAAGUGGAGUAACAAUGGACAAUAGGAAUGUUGUACCUUACAAUGCUUUUUUGUUAUUGAAAUAUCAAGCACACAUAAACAUGGAAUGGUGUAACCAAUGUACCUCAAUCAAAUAUCUGUUCAAAUAUAUCCACAAGGGGUAUGAUCGGAUCACAGCAUCUAUUUCUCGGUCAAUUAAGCACAAAAGUUCUAAGAAUGAAGAAAUUGAUGAAGUGAAAGAAUACAUUGAUUGCCGGUAUGUGUCUCCAUGUGAGGCAUGUUGGAGAAUUUUUUCUUUUCCUAUCCAUGGCAGAAGACCUGCAGUUGAAAGAUUAUUCUAUCACUUAGAAGGCCAGAAUUCUGUUUAUUUUCAAGAUUAUGAAAAUCUUGAUGAUGUUCUUCUUAAACCAAGUGUCACUGAAUCAAUGUUUACAUCAUGGUUAGAAGCAAACAAAAUAUUCCCAGAAGCAAGAACUCUAACAUAUGGUCAAUUUGUCUCCAAGUUUGUUUAUGUCAAGAAGUUAAGAAAGUGGAAGCCAAGAAAAAGAGGAUACACAAUUGGAAGACUAAUUUGGGUUCCUCCGAGUACAGGUGAACUAUAUUAUUUUAGAAUGAUGUUAACAGUUAUAAAGGGACCUACAUGUUAUGAUGAUAUCAAAAAAAUUGGGGACACGCAAUAUUUUAGUUACAGAGAUGCUUGCUUUGCCAUGGGAUUUCUUGAAGACGAUAGGGAAUAUAUUCAUGCCAUUAUGGAAGCUAAAGAUUGGGGUUCAGGUCAUUUUUUGAGAAAGCUAUUUGUCAUUAUGCUACUUGGAAACACAAUGAAUCGUCCUAGACAUGUGUGGGAUGAAUCUAAAAAAUGGCUAUCAGAUGGUAUCCUUCAUCGCCAACGCAUCAUUGCCAACAAUAGAGCAUUACAGUUGACUGAUGAACAGAUUGAAAAUUUAACUCUAAUUGAGAUUGAAAAAUACUUAGAAGCCAAUAGGAAAAGCUUGGCAGAUUUUCCAUGUCUUCCAUUUCCAAAAGACUAUGUAACAGCAGAAUUGGGAAAUAGACUCAUAUACGAUGAGCUCAACUACGAUGUUCAAGAACAAACAGAGGAAUUUCAAAAAUUGUAUCAGUCACUUACAGAUGAACAGAGAGGCAUAUACCACACAAUAAUGAAGGCAGUGAGAAAACAACAAGGAGGAGUUUUUUUCUUACAUGGUUAUGGAGGAACAGGUAAAACAUUUAUGUGGAGAACCCUUGCUUCGUCCCUCAGAUCAAAAUCAGAAAUUGUUCUCACAACAGCCAGCAGUGGAAUAGCAUCACUUUUAUUACCUGGUGGAAGAACCGCACAUUCAAAGUUCAAAAUACCUGUUCCAACUUUAGAGAAUGCUACGUGCAACAUAGAACACGAUGAUGAUCAUGCAAAACUUCUAAAACAAACCAAACUCAUCAUCUGGGAUGAAGCUCCAAUGGCACACAGGUAUACUUUUGAAGCAUUGGAAAGAACACUGAGGGAUGUAAUGAGUUCCUUUUCUAACAGUAAUAGAAUUUUUGGUGGAAAGGUUAUAGUUUUUGGAGGAGACUUUAGACAAAUACUUCCCGUGGUUCCAAGAGGAUGUCGCUCAGAUAUUGUCCAUGCUACCAUAAAUUCCUCAAAAAUUUGGGACCAUUGUAAAGUCUUGACUUUAACUCAAAAUAUGAGGUUGAAAAGCAAUGGAAAUAAUCAAGAUAUAGCCAAUUUCUCUAAGUGGUUAUUAAAAGUAGGAGAAGGCAGACUCUCAGAACCAAACGAUGGUUAUGCAGACAUAGAAAUUCCAAAGGAAUUGUUGAUUAUCGAUUAUGAUGAUCCUAUUCCUGCCAUUGUUAAAAGUACUUAUCCAAACUUUGUUGCUAAAUACAAAUGUCCACAAUUUCUUCAAGCAAGAGCAAUUCUAGCAUCCACAAUUGAAGUUGUUGAACAGAUUAAUACAUAUGUGUUGAGUUUGAUACCAGGAGAAACUCAAGAUUUUUAUAGCUGCGACUCAAUUGAUCGUUCAGACAUCAAUGAUUGUGAAAUUUUUGAGACACUCACACCUGAAUUUCUAAAUUCACUUAGAACUUCUGGGUUACCAAAUCACAAAAUCAGCUUGAAAAUUGGAACACCAAUCAUGCUUAUGAGGAAUCUUAAUCAGGCUGAUGGCUUAUGUAAUGGUACUAGGUUGAUAGUAACAAAACUUGCAAAUCAUGUAAUCGAGGCCAAAAUAAUAAGUGGAAAAUAUCUUGGUAACACUAUGUAUAUUCCACGUAUGAAAAUGUCACCAUCACAAUCACCAUGGCCAUUUAAGCUAAACAGAAUACAAUUCCCAAUUAUAGUUUCAUAUGCAAUGACCAUCAAUAAAUCACAAGGUCAGUCAUUGGAUUAUGUUGGACUAUACUUACCAAAGGAUGUUUUUAGCCAUGGUCAAUUGUAUGUGGCAAUGUCAAGGGUUACUACCAAAGAAGGUUUGAAGAUAUUGAUUUACGAUAAAGAAAAAAGAAACGAAAAGGUUGUCCCAACUUCAACUACUAAUGUGGUUUUCAAGGAGGUUUUUGAAAAUUUGUAG